CAAGAAUCCAAGGGCUUCUCCUUUCCAGCAGCAGUUCUUUGAGAGCCUGUGUGAAAGGAAGAUUUAUGGAUCAAAUGGAGGGUGCCUGUGGACUUCUCUUAAACCAAAAGGAUGCCAUUGCUCUUGACCAGGAGCUCAUGACAUCUCCAGGCUUCAGUGUGGACCAGCUGAUGGAGUUGGCUGGGCUUUCAGUUGCUUGCGCAGUUGCUACAGCCUUCCCGCGCGAGAAGUAUGAGGCAAGACCAUCUGUGCUUCUUGUUUGCGGUCCUGGCAACAAUGGAGGUGAUGGCUUGGUGGCCGCGCGACACCUUUACCACUUCGGGUACGAGGCCCACGUGAUUUACCCCAAGCCCAAUGUCAAGGAACAGCUCUUUGCUAACUUGCGCACCCAAUUGGAGCAACUGUCGGUACCAGUCGAAGCAGCUUUGCCGGAUUCUCUUGACCGAUACUGCGCAGUGGUCGAUGCCAUUUUCGGAUUCUCCUUCAGCGGCGCAGUGCGUGCGCCCUUCGACGACAUCAUCAGGAGACUGUCAAGCUCUGGCAGCCCACCUGUGCUUUCAGUCGACAUCCCCUCUGGCUGGGAUGUUGAGAAGGGUCCUCCAACGGAGGGGCCAGCCUUACAACCAGGUCUGUUGAUCUCCCUCACUGCGCCAAAGAUGUGUGCAGCGCACUUCAAAGGGAGGCACUUCCUGGGCGGUCGCUUUGUUCCUCCGGGAAUUCUGGAGAAGUACCGGCUGAAGCUGCCGGAGUAUCCAGGUGUGAGUCAAGCACCGACCCCCAGAGCCCGUUGAGACCCGUUGAGACCCGUCGAGACCCCUCGAGACCCGUGAGGUGGUGGAGUUGCCCAGCUGAGUUGAGUUCCCUGUGCGGCACCGUGCGCACCGUGUGCUUGCUGUGGAGCUAGAGCAAGCACCUGGUUGGAAGAAAAAGGAACCUGUGAGGCUCAUGUCAGAUCUCAAGUUCUGGAAGCGAUCAGUUGACACUGC
This is a messenger RNA of Durusdinium trenchii, 986 nucleotides long. The record is from the annotation of a GenBank genome assembly. Lineage: Eukaryota; Dinophyceae; Suessiales; Symbiodiniaceae.